Molecule: messenger RNA, 610 nt
Organism: Cryptomeria japonica (Japanese cedar)
Lineage: Eukaryota; Viridiplantae; Streptophyta; Pinopsida; Cupressales; Cupressaceae
Exons: 2
Coding region: 102-419 (105 amino acids)
Source: RefSeq, a predicted model, not a curated record
GCAUCUCUUUUUUGCAAACAAAAUAUUGGGUUUGGGUGUAUGCGAUUACAGUAUAUUAGAGUUUGAACAUAACUUUUGUGAGAGUUUAGUCUGAAUUGAAAAUGCAGACUGUGAAGAAUACAGCUGCUGCAGCUAAGGAAAAGUUGAGUAACAUGGCCUCUUAUCCUAACCAGGAAAAGGACAGUACCAAGGCAUCUGAUCAGGACAAGAAUAAGGAGCAAGGUGAACACAAUAAAGAUGAAAGGAGGGAGGAAGGUAGAGAGAACAUAAGGAAGGAGGAAGAAAAGCGCGAGAGUGAGAGUGAUGAUCCAGUUUUGGGUGUUAUAAGUGAUGAAGAUGAGGAUAAGAAAGUUGAGAAAAUCAUAACCAUGGCAGGGGCCACUGGGCCAGAGGUUGUACCUCCUGGUGGCUUCGUUUGAGUACAAACACUCGAUCAAAAUCUAUACACGAGAGUUACAAGUUCCCUUGUUUCUUUUUCUCUAGUUUGUUUUUUAAAUUAUAAACUCUUUGUCUUCUAGUAAUUUGAGGUCAUUUUUUUAAUCCAAUAAAAUUCGUGGACAAAUUCAUGGACAAGUAAAGAGUUUUCAGAUACUCCUCUACUCCAUUUUAA